AUGCUUCACAGAAUUCAACACGGGCUCGACGCCCAUCACGAACACCACAUGCGCAACUCCACUGAAGCUCUCGAACAGGCCCGGGGCGAUGGCAAGCGCCACAUCCUGCUAGCCGCCUCUGGAUCGGUUGCGACAAUUAAGCUUGUUCAAGUAAUAAAUGGUCUCAAAACGCAGCACAACAUCUCUAUUCGUCUCAUUCUCACCCAGUCGGCGUCGCAGUUCCUUGCCGGCCAAAGCUUAGAGCAGCCAACCGUGGAUCAGGUCUCUCGUCUGCCCCAUGUCGAUGCCGUCUACACAGAUGCCAACGAGUGGGCGCAGCCAUGGAAGCGCAAUGCGCCGAUCCUGCACAUCGAGCUACGCCGUUGGGCAGAUGUUCUGGUUAUUGCACCGCUGAGCGCGAAUACCAUGGCUAAGAUCGUCAACGGCUUGUGCGACAACCUGUUAACGUCGGUGGUUCGAGCUUGGGAUGUCACAGGGUCUAUAGACGGGGUCAAGAAGAAGAUCAUCGUCUCUCCAGCUAUGAAUACGGCCAUGUGGAAUCAUCCUGUGACGAAGACCCAGAUGCGUGUGUUGGAAGAGGAAUGGGGAGGCGAAAAUGGCUGGUUUGAAGUGUUGCGACCAGUGUCAAAGAAUCUCGCGUGUGGUGAUGUGGGAAGCGGAGCGAUGGUGCCCUGGGAACAGAUUGUCGAGGAAAUUGACAAGAAAAUCAACAACUAG
Molecule: messenger RNA, 717 nt
Organism: Fusarium sp. VM40
Lineage: Eukaryota; Fungi; Ascomycota; Sordariomycetes; Hypocreales; Nectriaceae
Source: the annotation of a GenBank genome assembly